Molecule: messenger RNA, 1026 nt
Organism: Dovyalis caffra
Lineage: Eukaryota; Viridiplantae; Streptophyta; Magnoliopsida; Malpighiales; Salicaceae
Source: the annotation of a GenBank genome assembly
AUGGAGAAUUCAACCCAAGAUUCCCUCCUAAGAUUAGAAAACACCGUAACCUAUGAAUCUCCAUACCCUCUCUAUGCCAUGGCAAUCUCUUCAACCCCAUCUCGCACAAACCAAUACCACCAACGCAUUGCCUUGGGCAGCUUCAUUGAAGACUACAACAACCGUAUAGACAUUUUGUCUUUUGACCCAGAAACCCUCUCUAUCAAAACCCACCAAAAUCUUUCUCUUGAGCACCCUUACCCACCCACAAAGCUCAUGUUUAGCCCUUCCUCUGUUAAAAAGUCCAAUGACCUUUUAGCCUCUUCUGGUGACUAUCUUUGCUUAUGGGAAGUUAGAGACUCUGCUUCUGUUAAGCCAGUUUCAGUGCUUAACAAUAGCAAGACAAGUGAGUUUUGUGCUCCUUUAACUUCUUUUGAUUGGAAUGAUAUUGAACCUAAGAGAAUUGUCACUUGUAGUAUCGAUACAACUUGUGCUGUCUGGGAUAUUGAAAAGGGUGCUGUUGAAACUCAACUUAUAGCUCAUGAUAACGAAGUUUAUGAUAUUGCUUGGGGUGAAGCAAGGGUUUUUGCUUCAGUUUCUGCUGAUGGGUCAGUUAGGAGGUUUGAUUUAAGGGAUAAGGAACAUUCUACUAUUAUUUAUGAGAGUCCGAGACCUGAUACACCCUUGUUGAGAUUGGCUUGGAACAAGCAGGAUUUGAGGUAUAUGGCUACCAUAUUGAUGGAUAGUAAUAAAGUUGUCAUCUUGGAUAUUAGGUAUCCAACAAUACCUGUUGCGGCGUUGGAGAGGCAUCGCUCGAGUGUGAAUGCUAUUGCUUGGGCUCCUCAGAGUUGCAGGCAUAUUUGUUCUGCUGGUGAUGAUUCACAGGCACUUAUUUGGGAGUUGCCUACUUUGGCUGGGCCAAAUGGGAUUGAUCCAAUUUCCAUGUUCUCUGCUGCUUCUGAAAUUAACCAGCUUCAGUGGUCUGCAGCGCUGCCUGAUUGGAUUGCUAUCGCAUUUUCAAAUAAAAUGCAGCUUUUAAAAGUUUGA